Molecule: messenger RNA, 5245 nt
Organism: Molossus molossus (Pallas's mastiff bat)
Lineage: Eukaryota; Metazoa; Chordata; Mammalia; Chiroptera; Molossidae
Gene: RFC1
Product: replication factor C subunit 1
Exons: 23
Coding region: 1652-4747 (1031 amino acids)
Biological process (GO): DNA replication; DNA repair
Cellular component (GO): nucleus; DNA replication factor C complex
Molecular function (GO): DNA clamp loader activity; DNA binding; DNA clamp unloader activity
Source: RefSeq, a predicted model, not a curated record
AAAAACUGAAUACUUGUACUGGGUAAAUAUAUUUACUUUUAGCUGUUUAAUGAAGUGAGAGACCUUGAGUUUGUUUGGCAGAGAUGACCUUUUACUAUCCAGUUUCAUCAGGGGCUGGCGUUUGGUUGAAAAUGGUGGAGGGUUUUCCCUGUGUUGAGAAUUGUUUAUGACUGAUAAUCUUAAUUGAGCACAUAAGUCCAGAGGCAGUUAGUGCUCUUGAUGUUAAAUGGGAAAAAACUGGAAAUGGGUUCUCUAGAUUAACAUGUGACAUGAGUGACCUGUGACCUGGGAAAAUAGUAGUAGAAAUUAUUACUGGGGAUGUGUGCGUAGCAUUCUUUUUCCUAAUUUUUAAAGACAUAGUUUUGUGUACAGACAAAUAGGAAUAGAUUCUGUAUAGGAUAGAGAAUUUUUCUUAGAUGUUUUCAGGGAAACCUGAAGUGGUUGAGAGAAAAAUUUCCUUGAAGUUACAGGAAACUAACCACUGUGUAUUUUAUUUUUUUGACUGUACUUGUUCAAAAAUUAAUACUGAUUUGUGGGCUAAAACUCUGUAGAAAAGAAACUAGUUUAGCAUUUUUGAGGAUGAGUAAAAUCUUUAGAUUAAUAUUAUUUUAAAUUACCUAAGUAACACAUUACUAGAGUAAAAAAAGGCAAUGUUCAGGCUAAGGUUGCACAAGACUUUUUUUAUGGAAGAACCCAGUAGUUCUUUGAUGUCCCUUAUCCGCUUAUGUUUUCAUAUCAUAUGACUUCAUAUCUUCUGCAAAUUUGAUAAACCUGUCUUUGUGUUUCUUUCUGAAUCACUAGUAAAAUUGUUUAAUAUUAAGGGACAAAUGAACCUUCACACAAGUUGACAAAAUUGAGGUGAUUCAUUAUCAGUACUCAGAGUAUAGCUGUCCAGUUUCCUAUGAAUAGUUGUUCAGUUACUACAAUAAGUCUUGGUAACCACUGUUAUUUGUCGUGUAUUUCUCAAUCUUGCCAUAAAUCAGUGCUUCUCAGUCAAGGGUGAUUUUGCCUCCCAGGGGACCUUUAGCAGUAUCUGGAGACAUUUUUGGUCAUCACAGCUAUUGGGUACUGUGGCAUCUAGUAGGUGACAUGAAUACUAGAACAAGAGAUACCUGGACAUCCACCAAAUUGUCUUCUGAUAGGCUAUGCAGGUUUUCUAACCUUUGCAUUAUUGACAUUUUGAGCCGAAUAAUUGUGGGGAGCUCACCCCAGUAUUGAAGUAUAGGAGAUCCGAUUCAUCACAAAAAUGGUGCAGAGAUGGUAUGUUUUGUUUUAUUUCCAUCCAGUUAAUUAACAGAUAUUUAUUGAAGAUUUGGCACAUGUAUGAAUUUUUCUCUACUUCCACAACCAAAAUGACAGUUUAGGUUUUUUUUGACUCAGAGUAUUGAAAAGGAACUUUGUAGAAAAAGGUUCAGAUUCCCUUUUUAGUUUUUGACUUGUUGCUAAAUAAAUUAUUUUUAAUUUUUGUAACCAGAUCUCUCUGGCAUGGUCUCUUAUUUUGUGUGUGUGUGUGUGUGUUCCUGACUGAAGGAAAGAAAAUCAGAAUCCCAAACUCUUCUCCAGAAUUAGAUUUUUUUCCCUUGGCUUUUUCUGGGGAGAGGAGAACACACAUUUUGCCUUUGGCUUCUGACAAGAUGAAGAAGAUGACUUUAUGUGUAAGAAGGCAGCCUCUAAAUCAAAAGAGAAUGGAGGAUCUACAAAUAGUUAUCUUGGAGCAUCAAACAUGAAAAAGAAUGAAGAAAACACUAAGACCAAGAAUAAGCCUUUAUCACCAAUAAAACUUACCCCUACAUCAGUGCUUGAUUAUUUUGGAACUGGAAGUGUCCAAAGAUCAGAUAAGAAGAUGGUGGCAAGCCAAAGAAAAGAGCCUUCAAAAAAUGCAAAUGAUUCCAGAUUAAAUGAUGAAGCCAUUGCCAAGCAAUUGCAACUUGAUGAAGAUGCAGAGUUGGAGAGACAAUUGCAUGAAGAUGAAGAGUUUGCCAGAACAUUAGCCAUGUUGGAUGAAGAACCUAAGAGCAAAAAGGCUCUAAAGGACCCAGAAGAGAGAGAAACGUUUUCAUCUGUUCAAGCCAAUUUAAGUAAAGCAGAAAAACAUAAAUAUCCUUAUAAAGUAAAAACAGAACAAUUUCUGGAUGAAAGAAAGAACUGCAGUCCUAAGAAGCAAACUAAAUGUGAAAGUUUAAAAGAAUCUCAGCAACAUUCCAAGUCAUCAGCUCACAAAAUAGGAGAAACAACUUCUAAAGCUAAUUCCAAGCUGACACUUUUGAAAAAAAAGGAAGAGAGUUCUUCUAAAGAAACAGAGCCUUUGUCCUUGAAAAGAAAAGAAAAUGCCAUUGAAUUGAAAGGAGAGACAAAAAGUCCUAAGAAAACCAAAAGUUCUCCUGCUAAAAAAGAGUCUGUAAGUCCUGAAGAUUCUGAAAAGAGACGCACUAAUUAUCAAGCUUAUCGAAGUUACUUAAAUAGAGAAGGUCCCAAAGCUCUGGGCUCCAAAGAAAUACCAAAGGGAGCUGAAAAUUGCUUGGAAGGCCUUAUAUUUGUAAUCACAGGAGUGCUGGAGUCCAUUGAAAGGGAUGAAGCCAAGUCUCUAAUUGAACGUUAUGGAGGAAAAGUAACCGGAAAUGUCAGCAAGAAAACAAACUACCUUGUCAUGGGUCGUGAUAGUGGACAGUCCAAGAGUGAUAAGGCAGCAGCCUUGGGGACAAAAAUUAUUGAUGAGGAUGGCCUAUUGGAUUUGAUUCGAACUAUGCCAGGCAAGAAGUCCAAAUAUGAAAUAGCAGUUGAAGCUGAGAUGAAUAAAGAAAAGUCCAGAUCAAGGAGAACACCCCAAAAAAAUGUCCAAGGAAAAAGAAAAAUUAGUCCAACUAAGAAGGACUCAGAAUCCAAAAAGUGCCAACGGACUCCCAAAAAGGAAAGCACUAUGACGUCAGUGAAAAAGGAAACAAGUGUGUUUCAGAGAGGCCUGGACUUCAAGGAGCAGGUGGCUGAGGAGACAAAUGGUGACAGCUGGGCUAGGAAUUUGGCUGAUGACAGCAGUGAAAAUAAAGUGGCAAAUUUGCUCUGGGUGGAUAAAUAUAAGCCAACCUCGCUCAAGACCAUAAUUGGACAGCAAGGUGACCAGAGCUGUGCCAACAAACUUCUACGCUGGCUCCAAAACUGGCACAAGAGUCCAUCCGAAGACAGGAAACACGCAAAGUUUGGUAAAUAUGCCAGCAAAGAUGAUGGCUCUAGUUUUAAAGCAGCACUGCUCUCAGGCCCUCCAGGUGUUGGCAAAACAACCACGGCCUCUCUGGUCUGUCAGGAAUUGGGAUAUAGCUACGUGGAGCUGAAUGCAAGUGAUACUCGGAGUAAGAACAGUUUGAAGGAGAUUGUUGCUGAGUCACUGAAUAAUACCAGCAUCAAAAGCUUUUAUUCAAGCGGAGCAGCCCCUUCAGCAAGCAUGAAACAUGCCCUCAUCAUGGAUGAAGUAGAUGGCAUGGCAGGCAAUGAGGACAGGGGAGGAAUUCAGGAAUUAAUUGGCCUGAUUAAACAUACAAAAAUUCCCAUUAUUUGUAUGUGCAAUGAUAGAAAUCAUCCCAAGAUUCGCUCUUUGGUUCAUUAUUGUUUUGAUCUUCGUUUUCAAAGACCUCGGGUUGAACAGAUUAAGGGUGCUAUGAUGUCUAUUGCAUUUAAAGAGGGUUUGAAGAUUCCCCCUCCAGCUAUGAAUGAAAUAAUUCUGGGAGCCAAUCAAGAUAUCAGACAGGUUUUACACAACCUGAGCAUGUGGUGUGCACGAAGCAAGGCACUGACCUAUGACCAGGCCAAGGCUGAUUCUCAGAGAGCCAGAAAGGACAUCAAAUUGGGUCCAUUUGAUGUUGCCCGGAAGGUUUUUGCAGCUGGAGAGGAAACUGCUCAUAUGUCGCUUGUGGACAAAUCAGAUCUUUUUUUUUAUGAUUAUUCAAUAGCACCCCUCUUUGUCCAGGAGAACUACAUACACGUGAAGCCUGCAGCUGCAGGGGGUGACAUAAAAAAACACUUGAUGCUUUUAAGCAGAGCAGCAGACAGCAUCUGUGAUGGUGACCUAGUGGACCGGCAGAUCCGGAGUAAGCAGAACUGGGGGCUUCUGCCCAUACAGGCAAUUUAUGCCAGUGUUCUUCCUGGAGAGUUAAUGAGAGGAUUCAUGACCCAGUUUCCCACCUUCCCAAGCUGGUUGGGUAAGCACUCGUCCACGGGCAAACACGAUCGUCUUGUUCAGGACCUAGCAUUGCAUAUGAGUCUCAGAACUUACUCCAGCAAAAGGACUAUAAACAUGGAUUAUCUGUCACAUAUAAGGGAUGCACUUGUACAGCCCUUGCUCUCACAAGGGGUAGAAGGAGUACAGGAUGUUGUUGCCCUUAUGGAUGCUUAUUAUUUGAUGAAAGAAGACUUUGAGAAUAUCAUGGAAAUGAGCAGCUGGGGAGGCAAGCCUAGUCCCUUCUCCAAGCUGGAUCCCAAGGUGAAAGCAGCCUUUACCAGGGCUUACAAUAAGGAAGUCCACCUCACUCCAUACUCACUUCAGGCCGUGAAGACUCCCAGACACAGCACAGGCCCAGCGCUGGACUCUGAGCACAGUGAAGAGUUCCAUGAAGAUGACUCCCAGUCUGAUGAGAAAGAGCCAGACUCUGUGGAAACUGAUGCUAUGAUCAAGAAAAAGACAAAAUCUUCAAAGCCUUCAAAAUCAGAAAAAGAUAAGGAGUCCAGAAAAGGAAAAGGAAAAAGUUGCAAGAAAUGAAACUGUUUUUACUACUGACAGUCCCUUUUACUCACCCUGCUGGCCAGUCUAGCUGGUCUAGAGGAUGCCUUGUUUUUCCCAAAGGAACUGUAAUAGGGCGACGGAGUGGUCCCAUUAUAAAUAAAAGGUGGUACAGCUAGAAGGAUGUAACCGGUAGGCUAAUGUACACCUCUUAUAGAGGUUGAUAGUACUGCUUGGGUCCUCCAUUGUCCCUGUCAGUCUAAUUUGAUUGUGCUUCAAAAUGACUGUGUAUAAUCAGAAUUAGAAACUACAUGUGGGCUUUGGAAUUAGAUUUUAUUUAACAAUAAUAUGCCUGAGAGUGGUACUAAGGCAACUUUUGUAAGCUUAACAGUUUAUCCUAAUGGCCUUUAUAGGACCAAUGCUGACUUUUUUAAAAGAUAGUUACUAUUAUGUGGUGAAAUUUUGUAAAUAAAUCAAUACAAAACCAUCACCACCUAGAACUGGGUAUCAUUUGUACAUUGUCAAAUAUCUUGCAAU